This is a messenger RNA of Coffea eugenioides, 3087 nucleotides long. Its product is annotated as U-box domain-containing protein 3. The transcript has 5 exons. The record is from RefSeq and is a predicted model, not a curated record. Bases 437 to 2746 code for a protein of 769 amino acids. Gene Ontology annotation, molecular function: protein binding; ubiquitin-protein transferase activity. NCBI's taxonomy places the organism in Eukaryota, Viridiplantae, Streptophyta, Magnoliopsida, Gentianales, Rubiaceae. Gene Ontology annotation, cellular component: cytoplasm; nucleus. Gene Ontology annotation, biological process: protein ubiquitination.
AUUAAGAAAAGGUCCUCACUUUUUUAGCUUCCCCUAAUCAUGAUAUCAGAUUCCUCAUUAAAGAUCUUCAUUUCAUCUGUCAUUAUCAUUUUUUUAAUUGCUUGUCAAUCAUCUGCAUAAUUGUUAAUUGCACUUCACCAAAGCCACCCAGCAAAUCUGCAACUCUAAUGGGCCCCACCAACUUUACCUCUCUCUUUUCUUUUUCCUUUUAUUGUCUCCUCUCCUUCCCAUUCCAAUUCUUGCAACACUUCUCGCUCUGUUUCUAGAAUGGAGCAUGCUGGAUGGUUUAUGAGAAUUAUUCAAGGAGAAAGGAACUUCUGAUUCUUGAGGAUUAGUUAUUGUAGCCUAAGUAUUUUGAUGCUAAUUCCUAGAUUCCAUCAAGAUCUGAUUUUUAUGGCUCGCUCCAUCUAAAUUCAGGUGAAUCAGCAGCAGGUAAAUGGACUUGGUGGCUGUAAGAUGCCUUAUUAACAGUGUAUCUCGGUUUAUUCAUUUAGUAACAUGUUCUCCUGUGAAGGCUAUGCCUGCUCAGAAUGACUAUGUGCAUCUGAGCUGUCUACUAAAGCAUUUGAAACCAUUACUUGACAAUGUUGUUGAUGGAAAAGUACCUUCAGAUGAAUUUCUUUGUAAAGAGUAUGAACAAUUGGAUGUAGCAGUCAAUGAGGCUAGGGAAUUUUUCGAGAAAUGGUCUCCAAAGAUGAGCAAGAUUCUUUGUGUUGUGCGAAGUGGCCUGUUGGUGCAUAACAUAGAAAGCACCUCGCUAAAGAUUACACAAGUUCUAUCUGGAUUCUUGCAAUCAUCGGCACAUACCAAUAGCCUAUGUGAUUCUCAGAAAUUUCAGCAUUUGAAGCUAUCAAACCAUGUAAACGAGGUGCUUCAAAAGAUAACAGAAGGAAAUAUCCCUUCUUCUGAGCAUCUUAUUCGAAUAAUUGAGUCACUUAACUUGGCACCAAAUCAGGAACUGCUGAAUGAGUGUAUUGCCCUGGAGAAGGAGAGAAUGAAGGCUGAAGACCAUAAACUGAAUCAGAGCUUAGAAGAAAUCAACCGUAUCAUUGUCCUAUUGUCUCAUAUUCGAGAUAUAAUGGUUAAACUUGACAACUUCAAGUCCAUAGAUGGAAUUAAGAUCCCUCCCUACUUCCUUUGUCCUUUAUCUGUAGAACUAAUGAUGGAUCCAGUGAUUGUGGCUUCUGGGCAAACCUAUGAGAGGACUUCCAUCAAAAAAUGGCUUGAUCAUGGAUUAAACAUAUGCCCUAAAACUCGUCAAAAACUGUCCCACACUAACCUUAUCCCCAACUAUACAGUUAAGGUUCUGAUAGCAAAUUGGUGUGAGGAGAAGAAAAUAAAGCUUCCUAACCCUCCUGACUGCCUUAAGUGUGGAUCGGUUACACCUCAGUCAGAGAAUGUCAAUCAUGUGGAUAAUGUUCAAUGUAAUUUUGAAGGUGGGAAUUCAAUAUUAGGAUCUUCAGUUGAAGCCCGAAAUGAUUCUGAAAAGAAGGUUGAUGGUUCUAAUGGAUUCUGUUACGAGGAGUUGCAUGUGUGUCAAGCUGAAAAGUCUGACCACUCCUCGACACACUCGUACGUCCACAGUAGGAGUGAAUCAACAUCAAGUGCUGUCUCUAGCAUCGAGUACCUGCCUUCAGCAUUACCUGAUUUAUCUAGGAUCUCAAGUAAUCAUGAUAAUGUGAGUGCUAGAUUAGGAGAUACAGUGUCUGAUUGCUCCCUAUCUGCUUCGAAUAAGAAUCCUGAAUCUUCUCCUUCUUUGACUGGAAGACACUACCACAGUUCCAAGACAAUGGCUGAAAUGGCUGUGAAUGGAAAUCAUAAUCCAUCUAGAUCACUAUCACUUCCUUCUGAGGCUAGAUGCAAUGAUCUAACCUCAACUUCUCAUGUUGAAAAGCUCAUUAAAGAUUUGAAGAGUCAGUCAGCUGAAUUGCAAACUGCAGCUACAGCAGAAUUGCGGUUUUUGGCGAAAUAUAACACUGAAAAUCGUAUUAUCAUUGGAAAUUGUGGGGCUAUUGCACCAUUGAUUUCAUUGCUACACUCGGAUGUGAAGACAACCCAAGAGCAUGCUGUCACUGCACUUCUAAAUUUAUCAAUUAAUGAGAAGAUUAAAGCCCUAAUUGCAGAAGAAGGAGCCCUUGAUCCACUAAUACACGUUUUGAGGACUGGAAAUGCUGGAGCAAAAGAGAAUGCUGCUGCAUGCCUUUUCAGUCUCUCAGUUUUGGAGGAGUACAGGACAAAGAUUGGUCGUUCAGCUGCAGUUAGAGCGUUAGUUGAUCUUCUAGGAUCAGGUACUGUCAGAGGGAAGAAAGAUGCUGCUACUGCCUUGUUUAACCUGUCUAUUCUUCAUGAAAACAAAGCUCGUAUAGUCCAGGCUGGAGCUGUUAAAUAUCUUGUGGAGUUGCUGGACCCUGAUAGAGAAAUGGUUGAUAAAGCUGUUGCUCUUCUUGCAAAUUUGUCUACCAUAACAGAGGGAUGCUCAGCCAUUGCUCGAGAAGGGGGAAUACCCUCAUUGGUUGAGAUUGUGGACACAGGCUCUCAGCGGGGAAAGGAGAAUGCUGCCUCAAUCCUGUUGCAAAUGUGCAUAAACAGUCCAAAGUAUUGUCGGCUUGUUUUGCAAGAAGGAGCUGUCCCGCCUCUUGUUGCAUUGUCUCAGUCUGGCACUCCAAGAGCAAAAGAAAAGGCACAGCAGCUUCUGAGCCACUUCCGCAGUCAGCGGGAAGGUGCUAUGGGUAGAGGAAAGUCAUGAGGUGAAAAGUUUGAACUAAUUUAUGCUUGUUCUCUCCGCAGUUUUAUCAAUGUAAGUAACUGCUGAAGCAAGUUUUCUUCAUUGUUGUUUAUCUAGAAGUUCUUUUAGCUGUUUACUUAGUGCAAUUUGUGAGGUAGUCAUGUUCACUUGGCCUGCAAAUGAGAGUAGAUCAUCCGUUUUGUAGCUUUUAAUACUGGCAGUUCCCGCUAUUGCUUUCUCUUUUUGUAGUUACUUCGGACUCUAUCGGAGUAUUGCAUGUAUAUGUGUAUAUAUUCUUCAACUCCUGUUAAUAUCAUCUUCCAUGAUGCAAAAUGAAUUUGAGGUUCUCUGCUCUUGGUGUA